GAGAUUUUGGGAGUUUAGAGGACGUUUUAGGGGGAAAGAAGGGAUUUUGAAGGUUUGGAAGAGGAUUUUGGACUGGGUUGAGUUUGUGGGAUUUUAGAGGGUGUUUUGGGCGGUUUUGGGUGGUUUAGGUUGAUAAUCAAGCAAAUAGGUUUGUAUUAGUAAUAUAUUUUCUAGAAGAUUUGAUAUAUUUUUAUAAUUUAGAAAUAAUUAAAAGUAUCACGUUCUCAAAAUUUCUGAUCUAAAUGUGGAAAAUAAUCUAUCAGAAAACUAGGAUAUCUUGUAUUAAUAAUAUAUAAAACUAUUUCAUAAUAAAUAUUAAAAAUUUGGAUGAAUAUUUUUGACUCAGAGCUUUACUUGACCGAUAAUUGAUUUGGAUUCCCUUCAGAGCAAUGGAACAACGACCUACCUUCUCUUAGACUGGGAGAUUUUGAGAUUCAUGAUAUCCCAGAUGCUAGUAACGAUCUAGAGAGUUGUGCAAGAGACACAACACAAAGUGGACAAAAAUCGAUUAAAAAGAGGGAAAAUAAGAAGCAACGGACUGAAGAAGAAAAUAAAGAAAGGAAUCGCUUAAGAGCUAAACUGACUAGGAAAAGGAAAGCUAACUUCUACAAAGACUUAGAAGAACGGAAUAAUAUGCUAGAGCAAGAGAAUCAGAGACUAAGAAAAGAAAUUGAGGAAUUUAAGAAGAAGGAAUACCAAUGGUCCCUUGGAAUGGAAUUUAGUCCUCAAGCAGAGAAUAAAUCAUUUGAAGAAGAGAGUUUACAUUCAGGAAAUUUUAUCAAAAAUUAUCUUAAAAGAGAGGGACCAAAUGGAGAGAAGACUAAAGCUGCUAUAAAGAAUGCUUUUAAGAUCAUCUUGGAAAGCUGAGUAACUACUGAACUCCAGCCUUUUCUUACUUGCCAUGAAAACCCACUUCAUUUGGAAUGGACAGAGCUCAAUAAAAUACCAAAGAUGAUGAAAUUCCAUUGGAACCAUUACCAGAAAGAAAACAAGGUUUCGGAUUUUGAAAAAAUUUUCUCUCAUAUGAAAUUAAAGAAGCUUCAGCAUAAAAGAUUUUUAAAAUUAGUCCAAUGCCGGCUUCAAACUCUUGCUCUUAAGUAUGAAUCAACUAUUCGUAAUCUUAUGAUUACAUUCCAAAAUCUCAGUAGCAAUUCUAUUGAAUUUGAAGAAAUCCUUCUCGACUGUCUUAAAGACGAAAUCCUCACAGAACCUCAACUACACACUUUCAUCAAAGAAUCUCAAACAACCGGUGCGAACCACCUAUGGAACUCACACAUAAACCAUCUCCAAACCCCCUCCAAACCCUCAUUUCCCCCCUCUGAGGCAUAAUCCAUCUAAUUUCCCCUAAAAAUCCUCCAAA
Moneuplotes crassus is the source of this 1360-nucleotide messenger RNA. The record is from the annotation of a GenBank genome assembly. NCBI's taxonomy places the organism in Eukaryota, Ciliophora, Spirotrichea, Euplotida, Euplotidae.